GCCUCACGGGGAACCGUCUCAGCCUGGCCGAAGCGUCGGCCCAGAUGGGUGCCCCUUAAGCCGAGGCCGUGGGCCCCUGCGGAGGAUGGUGACCCCCUGGCGCCUCUCUGUCAGGGUCUGCUUGUCGCACCUAAGGUGUCUGGAGCUCAGGAAGGAACUCGGCCUUCUAAGACCCUCCGGGUGCUCUCGCAAUGCCAGGCUCUGUUGGCUUCUGUUCGGCACUUUGCCCAAACUCAUCUCAGCCCAUGAGGACAUUGAGAAGGGGGUCCCUGACAGCUUGGGUCAGCGAAGGGCCCGCUGGAGGGACCUGGCCGAAAAUGGGCAGGUGGAGAGAGUGUCCCAGGCAGGGCGGCCAGGCUGCGCCCUCCUGCUUCUCCGCACGUGGCUCCGGGCCGGCGCUCUCCUGGUGAAGUUCUUCCCCCUCCUUCUGCUCUACCCACUCACCUACCUGGCGCCCAGCCUCUCCUGCCUUUGGCUCCACCUGCUUCUGAAAGCCACCGAGACCUCAGGCCCAACGUACAUCAAACUGGGCCAGUGGGCCAGCACCCGGCGCGAUCUCUUUUCUGAGGCUUUCUGUGCACAGUUCUCCAAGCUCCACGUCCAAGUGACCCCCCACCCGUGGACUCACACUGAGCACUUCCUCCGGCAGGCAUUUGGGGAGGACUGGAGGAGCGUCCUCUUUUUUGAGGACCAGGAACCUGUGGGUUCAGGCUGCGUGGCCCAAGUGUACAAGGCAUUCGCCAACGCUGCCUUCUUGGAGAACCACAGCAUCCCGGGCCGCGGCCAGGCCUCCCGUCUGCAGCCUUCCUCAGAAGCUGGGCCAGUCGGGGGGCUGAGACAGCUCUUUGGCCACCUUGGGAAUGGGAGGAAGCCUCCAGGAAAUCUUGCUGACCAAUCAUUUCUAGAAAGGCUGCUCCUCCCCAAAGCUGACCUAGUUGGAUCCAAUGCGGGCAUGUCUGCCCACCGCCCCCAGCCAGACCACCUCAUUCCUGUGGCAGUGAAGGUGUUGCACCCCGGCCUGCUCUCCCAGGUGCAUAUGGACCUGCUGCUGAUGAAGAUUGGCAGUCGAGUGCUUGAACUUUUGCCAGGAAUCAAGUGGCUUAGCUUGCAUGAGAUCGUGGAGGAAUUUGAGAAGCUCAUGGUCCAACAGAUCGACCUACGUUAUGAAGCUCAGAAUCUGGAACACUUCCAGCACAACUUCCAGAACGUGAAAUCUGUCAAAUUUCCCACCCCUCUGCACCCCUUUGUCACCAGGGAUGUGUUGGUGGAAACAUAUGAAGAGAGUGUGCCUGUGUCCAGCUACCAGCAGGCAGGAAUUCCCAUUGAUUUGAAGAGGAAGAUUGCGCGGCUGGGAAUCAACAUGCUUCUGAAGAUGAUAUUUGUGGAUAACUUUGUGCAUGCGGACCUCCACCCUGGGAACAUCCUGGUCCAGGGUGCUGACGGGCUCUCUGUGAGCCGGGGGGCACAGCUGCAGCAGGUGGAUGUCUGUGACACGCUGGUGGCACCCACCCCAUGCCCACUGCGCCUGGUGCUGCUGGAUGCUGGCAUCGUGGCCGAGCUGCAGGCUGCUGACCUGUGCAAUUUCCGGGCGGUUUUCCUGGCUGUGGUGAUGGGGCAGGGCCAGAGAGUGGCUGAGCUCAUCCUGCGUCAUGCCCGGGCCAGCGAGUGCAGGGAUGUUGAGGGGUUCAAGGCCGAGAUGGCAACACUGGUGGCUCAGGCCAGGAAGAACACCAUCACUCUGGAAAAGCUUCACGUCUCCAGCCUUCUCUCCAGUGUCUUCAAGUUACUGAUGACUCACAAGGUCCAGUGUCCUCCCCCUGACGAUGGCAGUGGACAUGUGGCGGACCUUCGUGGAAAUGCUGAAGGCCACUCCCAAGAGUCUCUCCUAUGGCAGCUGGAACAUCUUAGAAUCGGGAUGUGUGGCGGGUAAAAACCACAUUUUAUCCCUCUACGCAGUGGAUUGUCUUGCUCAUCUUGGAGACCACUGCUGUAGACAGUGAGUACCAAGUCAAGCCCUUCUGUUCCCCAAAAGUCCUACUGUGACCAGCGCACUAGAUUCUUCCAUUCUUUCCUUCUCUAGGAUAAAGUUCCUUAUUUCUCUUAGGGAGCAAGUAUGGUUUA
Galeopterus variegatus (Sunda flying lemur) is the source of this 2121-nucleotide messenger RNA. It is a transcript of the gene ADCK2, whose product is annotated as aarF domain containing kinase 2. Gene Ontology annotation, cellular component: mitochondrion. The transcript has 9 exons. The record is from RefSeq and is a predicted model, not a curated record. Lineage: Eukaryota; Metazoa; Chordata; Mammalia; Dermoptera; Cynocephalidae. Bases 86 to 1930 code for a protein of 614 amino acids.